Messenger RNA from Phytophthora sojae, 993 nucleotides. RefSeq lists its product as hypothetical. NCBI's taxonomy places the organism in Eukaryota, Oomycota, Peronosporomycetes, Peronosporales, Peronosporaceae. The record is from RefSeq and is a predicted model, not a curated record. The coding region runs from base 1 to 993 and encodes 330 amino acids. The transcript has 2 exons.
AUGGACUUCGCCUGGGAUAUUGUGCAAUACAAGUGGGACCGCUUCGUCCUGCCGCCACUCCGCAGGUUUUACGAGUUGAAGGAGCACACGGGCGUGCCAAAAUACUUUCGCAUUCCGGGAGGGAGUCCCGACUGGCCUGAGCACUUGUGGGACCAAUAUUUGGGCAUUAAGGUGGACAAUAUUCGCCGACGGGGGCACUUCAUCGAGCAGGUGAAAGCGGACCAGGAGGAGAUGAAACGACUGAAUUUUGACUUUGGCUUGGCGCUAUCCGGUCGCAAGAGUCGGGAGAAGGUGGUGCCGGCGCAUAAGACAAGUCCAGACAUGGAGUUGGGGGUUAUUCGGAAUGAUCGUGAGUCAAAGUGGCGCGAGCGAAUCAUGCCAUCUUUGGAGACUUGUCACAGACUGAAUGGGCAUUGUCAAGUGCCACAGGCGUACGUGGUACCAUCGCAUGAGGACUGGCCGAGACUGUCGUGGGGUCUCAACCUCGGAACAACAGUCAACAGAAUUCGUAGCCUAGGCGGUUAUUCCGCCCAGGUUGCGCGUGAUAAGGCUCGACUGGACGAGCUGGGAUUUGUGUGGGAUACUUACGAAUUCGAGUGGAGCGAGCGUAUCAUGCCAGCGUUGGAGACUUUUCGUCGAUUGAAUGGGCAUUGCCUAGUGCCGAGAAAGUACGUGGUACCAUCGCAUGAGGACUGGCCAAGACUGUCGUGGGACCUGGACCUUGGAGUUAUUGUAAACAAGAUCCGCCACGGCUCUUACUUCACCCAAUUCACUCAUAGUAAGGCUCGUUUAGAGGAGUUGGAUUUUGUGUGGAACGUCCUUGAAUCUGAGUGGAGGGAGCGAAUCUUGCCCGCUUUGGAGACUUUUUAUCGACUACACGGUCAUUGCCGAGUGCCGAUGGCUUUCAAUGUACCGGCGGAGACAUCCUGGCCUGAAAAAUGGCACGGUUUCAAGCUGGGUAUUGUGGUAAGGAAUAUUCGCAGGCCGAUUUGA